This is a messenger RNA of Pipistrellus kuhlii (Kuhl's pipistrelle), 1696 nucleotides long. It is a transcript of the gene GPR35, whose product is annotated as G protein-coupled receptor 35. The record is from RefSeq and is a predicted model, not a curated record. Gene Ontology annotation, cellular component: membrane. Bases 390 to 1301 code for a protein of 303 amino acids. NCBI's taxonomy places the organism in Eukaryota, Metazoa, Chordata, Mammalia, Chiroptera, Vespertilionidae. Gene Ontology annotation, biological process: phospholipase C-activating G protein-coupled receptor signaling pathway; positive regulation of Rho protein signal transduction. The transcript has 2 exons. Gene Ontology annotation, molecular function: G protein-coupled receptor activity.
GCAGCCCCUGUGCACGCAUAGGUCUCUCUGACGCUGACUGCACAGGCAUCUUGGUGCAAAUCACAAGGCGGCUUUCUGCUUCCUGUGUGGGAAGCAGACUGAAGAGGAAGCUGAGCCUGCUCCCCUUUCCUAUGCCCACCUCCCCCGGCCGAAUACACCAGGGCCCCUAGCAGCUGAGUGCUCAGAGCACGCACUUCUUCAGGGCGACCACAGUGUCUGUAAAAGGGGACGGUCCUGCAUGUCUGGGCAGGAGGCCGGCAGGGGUCCCUGCCCUAGACGUACGUCCCCAUGCUGGGGCUGGGCUAUUUGGGUGGAACCAGGCCUUCACUUCCCAAGCUUUCCUGGGAUGACUCCAGAGGACAGAGACGAGUAGACCCAGCCCCAGGACCAUGAACAACAGCACCUGCCCCAUCUCCAGCUCCCCGCUGGCCAAGCACAUCUGCCACGCCUACCUGGGCCUGCUGCUGGUGCUGGGCCUGCUGCUCAACGGCCUGGCGCUCUGGGUGUUCUGCUGCCGCCUGCGCAAGUGGACGGAGACCCACAUCUACAUGGUCAACCUGGCCGUGGCCGACCUCUGCCUGCUCUGCUCUCUGCCCUUCAUGCUCUCCUCCCUGAAUCAGCCCAACGACGAAGACACGGUGUUCUGCCAGCUCUCCCAGGGCAUCUACCUGGCCAACAGGUACAUGAGCAUCAGCCUGAUCAUGGCCAUCGCUGUGGACCGCUACGUGGCGGUGCGGCACCCGCUGUACGGCCGCGGGCUCCGCUCCCCGAAGCAGGCCGGGGCCGUGUGUGCGGUGCUCUGGGUGCUGGUGGUCGGCUCCCUGCUGCUUCGCUGGGUCCUGAAGGAUCAAGAGGGCGGCUUUUGCUUUGGGAACACCUCCCGGCAAAACCCCCAAACCGUGGUCUUCUCGCUGUUGGGCUUCUACCUGCCGCUGGCCGUGCUGGUCUUCUGCUCUCUGCAGGUGGUGACUGCCCUGGGCCAGAGGCCAGCUGCCGAUGUGGGCCAGGCGGAGGCCACCCGGAAGGCUGCCUUCAUGAUCUGGGCGAACCUGGUGGUGUUCGUGGUCUGCUUCCUGCCCUUGCACGUGGUGCUGACUUGGUGGUUGGCCAUGGGCCUGAGCACCUGUGCCGUUCAGGACGCCCUCCGCAUUACUGGCAAGAUCUCGGAUGCCAAUUGCUGCCUGGAUGCCAUCUGCUACUACUACAUGACCAAGGAGUUCCAGGAGGCAUCCGCAUUAGCCGGGGCGCCCUCCGCCAAGGCUCACAAGAGCCAGGACUCUCUGUGUGUGACUCUGGCCUAGGAGACGACCCAGGCGUGUGGGGACCAGAUCCAGGGCUCCCCAGGAGGUGCUGCCUGCUGGGGUGGGGGGAGGGGGGCGGCUGUGACUAGUGGUGAAGAGCCACAGGAUGGGGCCCUGAGCUCACCAUGGGCGUGGACACUCUCUAAGAAGCCUGCUGGGCAGGGAUGACCCAGGCAUGGAGCCUGGAAGUUAACAACCCUAUCCCUGAGAUGGAAUUCAGAUGGGGCAAGGGCAAAAGGACUGAGGCCUGAGCAAGGCCACCCCAGGGACUUUGGGAUGAGCCUGCCCACCUGCUGUGUCCAGAGCCUGGUGGGCAUUGGGGUGGGGGGGAUACCUGCUGGGUCCUGCUGCCUCUCUGAGAUCAGAAUAAAGCUGUCCACCGGGGCUGAUCCUGA